CCCGGCGGCGCGGCCAUGGCCUGGCGGCGGCCGGAAGCCCGCGUGCGGAGCGGCGGCGCGCUGGCGCUGCUGGCCUUGGCGCUGUGCGCGCCGGCGGCCCGGGGCCGGGCGCUCGAGUGGUACUCGGCCCUGGUGAGCACGGCCUACGUGGACCCGCAGACCAACCUGACCGUGCGCAGCGUCUCGGAGAGCGGCCGCUUCGGCGACAGCUCGCCCAGGGAGGGCGCGCAGGGCCUGCUGGGCCUCCCGGACGGCCACCCCGAGGGCUGCGACCCCGACACCCGCUUCCACGUGCCCGCGCCCGGCGGCCGGGCUGCCGCGCCCUGGGUCGCCCUGGUGGCGCGCGGGGGCUGCAUCUUCAAGGACAAGGUCUUGGUGGCGGCGCGGAGGAACGCCUCGGCGGUGGUGGUCUACAACGAGGAGCGCUACGGCAACCUCACUGCGGCCAUGUCCCACGCGGAUGGACAUCCAGUUUUGCCAGCAGCAUUUGUUAAAAAGACUGUCUUUUCCCCAUUUGAUGGACUUUGGGCCCUUGUCGAAGAUCAGGUGACCAGAGGGACAGGGAAUAUAGUGGUAAUUAUGGUUAGCUACCCAGAAGGAAGAGGACUUCGGGAACUGGUGCAGAAGGGAAUUCCAGUAAAGAUGACAAUAGGGAUUGGCACCCGCCACGUGCAGGAGCUCAUCAGUGGUCAGUCGGUGGUGUUUGUGGCCAUCGCCUUCAUCACCAUGAUGGUCAUCUCCUUAGCCUGGCUGAUAUUUUAUUACAUACAGCGCUUCCUGUAUACUGGCUCACAGUUCAGAAGUCAGAGCCAUAGAAAAGAAACCAAGAAAGUUAUUGGCCAGCUUCCAGUUCAUACCGUAAAGCGUGGAGAAAAGGGAAUUGAUGUUGAUGCGGAAAAUUGUGCCGUGUGUAUUGAAAACUUUAAGGCGAAGGACGUUGUCAGAAUUCUGCCAUGCAAGCAUAUUUUUCAUAGAACAUGCAUUGACCCAUGGCUUUUGGAUCACCGAACUUGUCCAAUGUGUAAACUUGAUGUCAUCAAAGCCCUGGGAUAUUGGGCAGAGCCUGAAGACACGCAGGAGACGCCCGCUCCAGGAUCUACCCCCGGCAGCGUUUCGGCCGCAAACUCGAGCGUCGCCGCCCCAGACGAAGGCAGGAGCGAGGGAAGCAGUUUUACAGCAUCUGCCACCCACGAGUCUGCGCCCCAGUGCGGUGCCGCCCUUAAAGACGACACCGGCGAAAACACAGCACUGUUGGAAACGGUCGGGAGUGACCCUCAGCGUGGAGAACCCGUCUCCUAGUGCCUGUUCGCACCGGCAGCCACCGACCCAGCUCCAGUUUGAACUAAAGGACGUUUUAUUUUUUUUUGCCUUAACGCCUUGUGUGUAUAUUUGAAAGUAAUGUACAUUCUUUUACCUUUCAGAUUCUGGCUUGAUAUACAAAAGGACUAAGAUAUCUUAUUCUUAAAUAGACUUUCUGAAUAGCCUUCAUACAUUCACCUACUAAAAUAUGUAUAAGAAGCAAUAUGUUGUUUCAGACACAGUAAUAUAAAAGACAAGUUGUGUUCCUGAAAUUUAGCACAGGUGCUGUGGUCCUGUAAAAACAAGAUCAGUUCUAUUUCUUAAGGAUUUUUUAGACUAAAGCACAUUUAUUUUUGACUAGCUUAAGUAGAGUUGUAUAAUUAAGUUUAGUAAUUGUUCAUAUGAGUGUUCCCUGGAGGAAAGACAUUUUUUGAAACUUCAAACUUGUAAACAAGGUGAGAAAUAUACACCUUCCAUGCACGUAUGAUUGCACAAAGAGAUUUCCCCAAAGCAGAGAACACUUUUCGUGUUCUCUUCUAUUGGGAAUUAUGAGAAAAGCACUAGAUGACUUUAAGAUUUGCAUUUUUCUGUUUUAUUAUCUUAUUUCUUGUGACACCUUGAUGGGGAGAGGAAUUAAUUGGUCCUUUUUUUUUUUUCCUACAAGUAGAAAAAGUUAAGAUUCCGUAUUGCACAAGAGCAUUGAGUUCUUUGUGGCCUUGUUAAGGAAAUUGAGUAGGCAGACUGAAUUUUUAAAAAUGACAUAUGUAUGAUACUGGUUCCAACUGCAAUUUAAUCUUUAAAAUGAAGGGGCGAUAAAGACUUUUGAUUUUUGUUGUUGUUGGAACAAAAUAAACAAGUAAUUUUCUGGAUUCGUUUUGAAGCAAACCUAA
Molecule: messenger RNA, 2189 nt
Organism: Loxodonta africana (African savanna elephant)
Lineage: Eukaryota; Metazoa; Chordata; Mammalia; Proboscidea; Elephantidae
Gene: RNF149
Product: ring finger protein 149
Exons: 8
Coding region: 16-1299 (427 amino acids)
Biological process (GO): ubiquitin-dependent protein catabolic process
Molecular function (GO): ubiquitin protein ligase activity
Source: RefSeq, a predicted model, not a curated record